AUGAGGAUGGAGGCUGCAUCCAGGAUGAUGCUCGGUGGGGUCAUUGUGUUGACGCUGUGCCUUCGUCACGUUGCGUUUUCUUCUGCUCAGGAGUGUCCAUCCACUGUCGACCUGCUCAACUCGUUGCGACAGGUUGAGAAGAUGUUGGCCGUCCAUGAAGCAUCGUACCAGGAGGGUCUGCGCUCCCUCAGGAAGAAGAUUAGCGCCCUGCCUAACAGCACCAUGACCUCCAAGAACGUGUCCUGCCCCAAACCAGAGCCUCCUACCCACGGCCGCAGACUGGGCAGGGUGUUUGGUGUCGGACACGAGGUGCACUUCCUGUGCAAGCCCGGCUACGAGCUGAUUGGUCCACGCACUCAAGUGUGUCUGGAGUCCCUGAAGUGGAGCGGCAAGCAGCCGAUCUGCAGACGCUUCAACGGCACUGCCACCUCCCUGGCCUCCUUCUCUCCUGCUGUUCCCUACUCUUCCUCAUCCUCCUCAUCAGUGUCUUCACAGUCUACUCCCUCCCCUCCAUCAUCCACGUCUUCCUCCCCGUCCUCCCCUGUCCAACCGUCUCGCUGUACUCACUUGCUGGGCUCCACCCGCUGCACCUGUGACAUUGGUUUCACCAUAUCAGGCCGUGACAACAACGUCUGCACCGAUAUCGAUGAGUGUCAUGUGUUUCCUCUCAGCCAGCCCGGGCGUCUCUGCGUCCAUCAGUGUGUCAACACUCCAGGCAGCUUCCACUGCUUCUGUCCUGCCGGGUAUGACCUUGCCAGAGAUGGCCACGGCUGCACAGACAUUGACGAGUGUGAAAACCAGAUGCACAACUGCACAGCAGACCAGGUGUGUGUGAACACCUUCGGAGGUUUCCAGUGUGCAACGGUGGAGUGUCCUCACACAAAAAAUGCCACGUACAUCAAGACAUCACCAAUGCGCUGUGAGAGGAACCCUUGCAUGCUGGGAGAUGAGGCGUGUGUUCAGGCCCCAAACUCCAUUUCCUUCCACUUCCUGUCUAUGGUGUCCAACAUGUCUGCUCCCCGUGUCCUCAUCCGGGUGUCGGCGGCUCGCGUGCUGGGCGACACACUGCGUUUCGGCCUGGCAGGCGGCCAAGGUCAUACCCACUUCAGUGUGCAGCGCUCUGGUCGACAGACUGGCACCCUCCUCUUGGUGACACCUAUCAAAGGACCGGCUACCAUGGAGGCCGAGGUUGAGAUGAGCGAGCUGGAGCACAACGCCUUGCUGAGCCGCUACCUCACCAAGGUCACUCUGUUUGUCUCUCCAUACGAGUUUUAG
This is a messenger RNA of Monopterus albus (swamp eel), 1275 nucleotides long. RefSeq names its product fibulin-7-like. The record is from RefSeq and is a predicted model, not a curated record. NCBI's taxonomy places the organism in Eukaryota, Metazoa, Chordata, Actinopteri, Synbranchiformes, Synbranchidae. The coding region runs from base 1 to 1275 and encodes 424 amino acids. The transcript has 7 exons. Gene Ontology annotation, molecular function: calcium ion binding.